Molecule: messenger RNA, 1185 nt
Organism: Striga hermonthica
Lineage: Eukaryota; Viridiplantae; Streptophyta; Magnoliopsida; Lamiales; Orobanchaceae
Source: the annotation of a GenBank genome assembly
AUGCCCCCUAAAGCUGGAAAAUCGAAGGAAGCGCCGGCCGAGAGGCCAAUCCUCGGACGCUUCUCGUCUCAUCUCAAAAUUGGAAUCGUUGGAUUGCCGAAUGUUGGGAAGUCGACCCUUUUCAACACGCUCACCAAACUGUCUAUUCCAGCUGAGAACUUCCCAUUCUGCACCAUUGAGCCUAAUGAGGCUCGCGUGAAUGUUCCAGAUGAGCGAUUUGAAUGGCUUUGUCAGCUAUACAAGCCGAAGAGCGAGGUGUCGGCCUUUUUGGAAAUCCACGACAUCGCUGGGCUUGUUCGUGGUGCACAUGAAGGUCAAGGACUGGGAAACAAUUUCCUAUCUCAUAUCCGUGCUGUUGAUGGGAUCUUUCAUGUUUUACGUGCAUUUGAAGAUCCUGAUAUUAUUCAUGUCGAUGAUUCGGUAGACCCUGUGAGGGAUCUGGAGGUUAUAUCUGCAGAAUUGCGACUCAAGGAUAUCGAGUUCAUGGAGAGGAGGAUUGAAGAUCUCGAGAAGAGCAUGAAGAGGAGCAAUGACAAGCAACUUAAAAUCGAGCAUGAGUUAUGCCAAAGGGUUAAAGCAUCUUUGGACGAGGGAAAAGAUGUCCGUCUCGUGGACUGGAAGGCUGCUGAUGUUGAGGUCUUAAAUACUUUUCAGCUGCUCACCGCAAAGCCUGUUGUAUACUUGGUCAACAUGAAUGAGAGAGAUUAUCAAAGAAAAAAGAACAAGUUUCUUCCAAAGAUCCAUGCUUGGGUGCAAGAGCAUGGUGGUGAGAUUAUAAUUCCUUUCAGCUGUGCUUUGGAGAGGAAUCUCACGGAUAUGUCAUCAGAUGAAGCUGCUAAAUAUUGUGACGAGAAUAAGGUUCAAAGUGCCCUUUCAAAGAUAAUAAAGACUGGAUUCUCAGCCAUCAAUCUCAUAUACUUUUUCACUGCUGGACCAGAUGAGGUGAAGUGCUGGCAAAUUCGUCGACAGACGAAAGCUCCACAGGCUGCUGGAACAAUUCAUACUGAUUUUGAAAAAGGUUUCAUAUGUGCUGAGGUUAUGAAGUUUGAAGAUUUGAAGGAACUUGGAAGUGAGUCGGCUGUGAAGGCUUCUGGGAAAUACCGGCAGGAAGGGAAGACGUACAUUGUGCAAGACGGGGAUAUUAUUUUCUUCAAAUUUAACGUUUCGGGCGGUGGGAAGAAGUAG